AUGACGGUCUAUACUUCGGACGCGGCUGCUUUGGAGGCGGCUGGAAAGAAGCAGGUGUUAAAGCGGGAAUGGAAUUUCUGGGCCCUCCUGGGGAUGUCAGCAACAACGUUAUGUACCUGGGAAGCCACCAGUGCCUUGUUCGCGGGUGCAUACACCAACGGCGGGCCUGCUUCCGUGGUGUACGGUUUCAUCGUCUCUGUCUUUGGAACGCUAUGUAUUGCAGGAUCUUUGGCUGAAAUGGCAUCUAUUUCUCCAAUCGCCGGGGCGCAGUACCAUUGGAGCGCAGAACACUCGCCGAUCAAAUGGCGCUCCCUGAUUAGCUACAUCCAAGGUUGGAUCACGAUCACUGGCUGGGUUGCCGCUGUAGCCUCGGUUUGCUAUUUGAUCGCCACUAUGAUCCAGGGGGUGGCCAUUCUCAAUUAUACCGGAUAUCAAGCCGAAAGAUGGCAUGCCACUCUGAUAAUGAUCGCAUUUGCCGGUAUUGCAGCUCUCGGGAACACCUUUGGAAAGAAGUUGUUACCGCUUUGGGAGACAUUGGGAGGCAUUCUACACGUUCUGUUCUUCUUCAUUGUCAUGAUUGCUAUUCUGGCCACAAGCGAUAAAGCUAGCAACCACGAGGUCUGGGGAACUUUGAUCAAUGAUGGUGGUUGGAGUAGCGACGGCGUAAGUUUCUGCUUGGGGUUUCUUACUCCUGCCUUUGCUCUGGCCGGAGUGGAUGCUGUUGUGCACAUGAGUGAAGAGGCCUACGAUGCGCCCCUGAAUGUCCCACGAGCAAUGAUUUGGUCAGUCGUGAUCAAUGGGACCGCCGCGUUCGCCUAUAUCUUGACGAUCCUCUACGCCAUUACCGACACCGAUGCUGUCUUUGAAACGCCGACCGGGUAUCCCAUCAUUGCGGUUUUCCUGCAAGCGACAAAGAGCCAGAAAGCGGCCACCGCGAUGAUGACAGCCGUCAUCCUUGUCUUCUCUAUGAACCUCUUCGGAUGCAUGGCUUCGGUCUCACGCUUAAUUUGGGCGUUCUCUCGUGACAGAGGCCUGCCGUUCUCCGGGUUUUUCUCCCACAUCACAGCAUGGAACAAAUGUCCGACAAACUCUGUACUGGCGAUCUUUAUUUCAGUCUCCCUACUCUCGCUGAUCAACAUUGGUUCGACCACUGCUUUCAACGCCUUGAUCUCUUUGACAACCCUGGGCUUCUAUUUCUCCUACGCCAUUCCAACAGUUCUGUUCGCCAUGCGCCGAUUUAGCGUCGAAAAUCCCAUCAGAUUUGGACCAUGGACGAUGGGCAAAUUUGGCCUAGCAAUCAACAUUCUGUCGCUUAUGUUCUGUGUCUUCCUCAUCAUCUUCCUGCCCUUCCCGCCAAUGCUUCCGGUUAUUGGUCAGAACAUGAACUAUGCUUCUCCUGUCUUCGUGGGAGUCAUGGUCAUCGCAGCUGUCAACUACUUCCUUCGAGCCCGGAAGCGAUUCCAUGGUCCUAUCAAGGAGGUUACUAGCGAGACCAGCAGUGAACAUCUCGAUCAUGAGUCGGUGAUACCUGAGAAACAGGCGCCGCAAUCUGCAUGA
This is a messenger RNA of Capronia coronata CBS 617.96, 1557 nucleotides long. RefSeq lists its product as uncharacterized. The transcript is spliced from 3 exons. NCBI's taxonomy places the organism in Eukaryota, Fungi, Ascomycota, Eurotiomycetes, Chaetothyriales, Herpotrichiellaceae. Gene Ontology annotation, biological process: transmembrane transport. Gene Ontology annotation, molecular function: transmembrane transporter activity. The record is from RefSeq and is a predicted model, not a curated record. The coding region runs from base 1 to 1557 and encodes 518 amino acids. Gene Ontology annotation, cellular component: membrane.